Molecule: messenger RNA, 3966 nt
Organism: Epinephelus moara (kelp grouper)
Lineage: Eukaryota; Metazoa; Chordata; Actinopteri; Perciformes; Serranidae
Product: P2Y purinoceptor 3-like
Exons: 1
Coding region: 1-1458 (485 amino acids)
Biological process (GO): G protein-coupled receptor signaling pathway
Cellular component (GO): membrane
Molecular function (GO): G protein-coupled receptor activity; oxysterol binding
Source: RefSeq, a predicted model, not a curated record
AUGAAAAUCCCUUCAUCCCUCACAAUGUCAUCCAGAGGUGGAAUUUCUCCCAACAUUAGUGUAUCUGUACUCCAGGACUUACUCAGUUCCCCCUUGCCCUCACCCUCCACUACCCCUCCAUCUCCAUCUUGCAGCAUAGAUGAGUCCUACAAGUACAUCUUUCUCCCCAUCUGUUACUCUUUUACGUUCCUCUUCAGCAUUUCCCUUAACUCUGUCGUCCUCUACCGUUCCUUCCGCCGGACCAAGCGCUGGAAUGCUUCACUGAUCUACAUGGUCAACCUGGCCUCUACAGACUUCAUGUACGGCCUGUCACUGCCAUUCCUUGUGGCUAGUUAUAUCAUGCGUGACCGCUGGAUCUUCGGGGACUUCAUGUGCCGCCUGGUCCGUUUUCUCUUUUACUUUAACCUCUACUGCUCCAUCUUCUUCCUCACUUGUAUCUCUGUCCACAGGUACCUCGGUAUCUGCCACCCAAUGAAAGUCAUCACACUAGAGACCAAGAAGGCUGUCAAGUGCACUUGUGUCCUGGUUUGGGUUGUAGUGUUUGCUUUGACCUGCCCUAUCUUCCGUUUUGCUCAGACUGGUCAUGUGACAAGAUUGGGAGUGCUUGGUGGCAAUGCAAGCAGUAUUGACAACCGUAGCCAUGAGGUAUCAUUGAUAAAUGGUAAUGCCAGCUAUGGUAACAUGGGAGGGGUUAUUGAGGAGUACCAGAAUUGUUGGGAUGAUGCAAUUGAUAAGGAAUUUCCAGAUUAUGUACCCUAUGGCAUCAUACUCCAUUUGCUGGGCUUUUUUGUCCCUUUUUCCAUAAUUGCUUGGUGUUACUCUCACGUUGUCCUGACCAUAUUUAGAACUCUGCAUUCUCAGCCCUCAUCCUGCAGAGGUCGGAGAGAUGAAGGACAUGAGGAAAUAGAGAGAAGAGAGAGAAGCAGCCCUGCAAUAGUUGCAAGAGGAAGAAGAGGAAGUAAUGGACUGCCAAGGGCACUGGGAAGAAAUGAAGGGAUUUCCAUUUUUCUUGGUGCCCAUUCCCCUUAUGCCAAUCGCAGACGUAAAUCUAUCAAGACCAUCAUCACCAUCACCCUUCUCUUUGCUCUGUGUUUUUUCCCCUUUCAUGUUACUCGAACCAUCUUUCUCCUGCUAAAGGUCACCAAGGGAGUCCCCUGUCACACUAUGACCAUGGUCUCCAUGUGCUAUAAGAUCACAAGGCCUUUAGCAUCGUUCAACGCAUGGCUCAACGCUCUCCUUUACUUCCUGACUAAAGACAAGGGGGGAGCUCACUGCUGCCAGGCGGUAAACACCACCACCCAACAACAUGCUGGGCUUCUAUUGCCACUAAGGAUGAUGGGAAAAGGAGAAGAUGCAGAGGAGGGAGGGCUGGACGACAGAAAUGACAAUAAGGAGAAUAAAGCAUUUCACAGUCUCUCAUACAUGAACAGAGCAAAAGUCAGAUAUAUAGUUGAAUGAAUGGUUUCAUGAGGAAUGAAAGAAGAAUUUUAGAUGCACUGUAGGUUGACCUUUACUGGAAAACAAAGUAUAUGAAAUAUAAUAUAAGUGCUAUAGCAAAAGCAAUGAUUAAAGAAGACCCACCAAGAAUCCUAAUAUGCCUUAUAUUUCUAAUUGUACGUGCCUGAUUGUUGGUCUGCAACAAGUCAUAUUUAGAAAGUAAACCAGUGGGUAAAUGCAACAUGUAUGCAAAUGCGACGCCUCAUUAUGGUGAUAAUGUGUUGUUUUGUUUUACAGGGUGUAUGUUUAUAAUGUGUUGCAGAUGAAGUGUGCUAUAAGGGGAACAUUGAUUUUCUUAUAAGUUGUUUUUACAACUGUCCUCCAACCACAUGUAAAGGUAAACGUGUUUCUACUGGUUGCAAAUGGCUACACUUGAAAAUGCUGUGCUUAUAGAAAGGGACAAGGAGCAAUCGUCAGUCAAAUAGGAAUAUUGGCACAUGCCGUCAGACAAUCUCUCUAUGAAGGCAUUCGUGGUGUGAAAAAAUGAGAGCUUGAAAGAGACAAUGAAAACCUUUCCACACCACGGCAAUUGCUGUUGUGAAGUUAGAAUUUAUUGUUGUAAAGGUGUUUGUUGGGGGUGUGGGGGGUUAGAUGCUGCCAGACAAUCUGACAAGCUGUGUUGGAACAAGAUGUACUAUGUAUGUGAUUUCCUCAAAGAUUUUUCUUUUACUUGAUGGUAUGCCCUGAUGAUGAUGGUAUGGAUAUUUGACACACACAUGAAGUGCAUGUCAGAUCACUGAACAUUGUCUGGAGCCCUCUUCCCUCACAUCUUUCCCCCAUCAGAAUUGGUUUUCUGUGCCAGACGACUCAUUCCAAAAGUGACAAUCCUACAUUCAUGCCUACUUUACAUGGUGAUUGGCCAGGUAUAUGGUUUCUUUUUCUGUGUACAAAUGAGUGCAACACUAUAAAUGCCGUCAAAGAGAGACUGUCUGAAAAGUGUGCAGGAUUGUCCUCAUUUGACGAUUUGUCACACCUUGCCUUUCUCUAUGGUGACAGAUUUACCCCAUUUUCAAGUGUGACCUUUCGGAGUAAAUUUUAACACUUGUGUUUUAAGACAUGUACAGACCACACUUUGUAUGAACUCGUGUUUGAGGCAUAUUGAGCCCUUAUGUCCUUUUUAUCACCACUUCUGCAACAUAGUCCAAAUGCAUAUAUUUUUUGAAUUUAUCAGAUCAUUGAAUUUUUGAUUCAUACAUUCAUUUCUUCCAGACUUGACUGUUUGUUGUAAUUUUCUCCUGUCCAGCCUUUUUCUCAGUCAUCUGUCAAAAGCUUGCAAGUUGAACUGCUGCUAGAAUCCAAACCCUAACCAGAACAUUUGAUCCCAUCACACCAGCCUUGAUCUAUCUUUACUGCCAGGGUCAGAGCAGACAUCCAAAUAUUCACCCUAACUAGCACCUGGCUGCCUCUCAGAUCUCAUUACACCAGAUAAACCUGUAUGUACCCUUUGUUGUCUGGGUUACUUUUCAGAAUGCAUGAAAGGUCAUCCCAGACUUCAGAGCCUUUUCCUUCCACAGUCCACACUUUUAAAUUAGUCUUCCCACCUACAUUAGUGUAGCUUCUUCCUUGAAGACUUUUAACACCGGACUUGAACCCAAAAAGUGUUGACCAACAGUAUCCUCUUUGUAACCCUCAACCUGCACUUAAGCAAUAAUCUACACUGGUUUCAUUGUUUAACUGUUAACAUUCAGUAUGUUUGCAUGACAUGAAAGAAAAUCCAUUUAUUGUGUUAAUCAGGCUAAAACCAGACUUUUAAAAUACGUAUAAACAUGUUACUCCAACUGAAAUCGUACUUACUCGAUAGUCGGACUAACACACCCAGAUAGUGCGAUUGGGAGUUGAAUUACUCUUGCAUGUAUACAGUCAAUCUGACCCAAACUGGCCAAGGCACUCGGCGCAUGCUCCACAGUUUCCGCCCCGGGCUUUGACCUGGAAGUCAAAUAGUACUAAAUGGCAAAAUCUACAUCCAGAAACGUGCAUUUUUGGAACGAAGAGACGCAGCUCAUGCUGUAUCCGCUGAAAGAGUUAAAUAUUUAAUAGCACAAAAUGUACAGAGAUGUAAAAUUGGGCCAUGGUACCAUGGUACCAGUUUGCUGCUAGCUAACCGUAGCUAACUUGUUUGUCGAGUUUUUGGUCUGUGCAUUAUAGGUCAACCACAAAAAGGUCCAAUACUAACAAGCUGAAAGGGGCCAUAUCGCCACCUAUCAUAGCGGAGUCGUACAUAAUUUCGGUCAAUAAAUUGAUUCCCCACCUGCACUUGUAUACUGGGACAAGGACAGCGGCCCAAUUAAAUGGCCAUGCAUGUAAACAUACUGACUGUUAUACAUUGUCAUUAUUUUUGUAGUUAUUGCUGUUUCACUCUCUUAUUCUACAUGCUCUAAUUUUCUCUUCAUUCUUUAUUAAUGCAGUUUACAGUGUUAGUACCUAUUCUAAUACUGUUUUGUUUAUGUAUUUUUUGUACAUACAGUAUGA